AUGGCCAGCCAGCUCUUCCACGAUCCAACACUCUAUCGUCGCCUCGCCGGGUCUCUACAAUAUCUCUCCAUCACUUGUCCGGACAUCACCUUCGCAACCAACCAAGUUUGUCAACAUAUGCACCAACCCAUGGUACAAGACUUUCAAGCUCUCAAGGGGUUGCUCUGGUACAUCAAAGGCACACUGGCAUUCGGACUGCCAAUUACACCAGGCAACCUGACCCUUCGGACAUACACCGAUGCCGAUUGGGAUUCGAACGCCUAUGACCGGAAGUCGAUCUCCGGCUUCUGCACCUUCUUGGGACCAAAUCUCAUCUCUUGGUCAGUCAAGAAGCAAGUAACCAUCGCCAAAUCCUCCACUGAGGCCGAGUACAGAUCACUCUAA
Messenger RNA from Dendrobium catenatum, 384 nucleotides. RefSeq lists its product as uncharacterized. Bases 1 to 384 code for a protein of 127 amino acids. The record is from RefSeq and is a predicted model, not a curated record. The transcript has a single exon. Lineage: Eukaryota; Viridiplantae; Streptophyta; Magnoliopsida; Asparagales; Orchidaceae.